ACCCCCCCGACUCCGAGCUAGCAGUCACCCAGAAGAGCGAGGGAGCGAGUUGUCAAGGGUUUCGAUCCGCCUCCGAGCACCGCCGACUUCGCCGCCCAGCUGCCGCCGAUGGCCGACCAGAACAAUGCCGAGUUCCGCCGCAGCCUCGCCGUGGAGCCUCCGCCGCAUCAAAGCCCAAAAGACAUGCAAGGAUCUGACAACCCUAUGCCUCUUUCUCCACAAUGGCUUCUACCAAAGCCUGGGGAUAAUAAGCUUGGAGUAGUGUCUCGGGAAUUUAGCCCUCAUCAUGGUAAUCACCCAGAUGCUGCAAAGGCACCAGGAAAUGGUGAAGACCUCCAUAAUGCUGGAAAGAAAAGGGAUGUCUUCAGGCCUUCUCUGCAUGAUGCAGAAACUGGGCGUCGUGAUCGCUGGAGAGAUGAAGAAAGGGAAACAAACUCUGCAAUUCGCCGAGAUCGAUGGAGGGAGGGAGAUAAGGAACUUGGUGAUGCUCGCAGGAUCGACCGCUGGUCAGACAAUUCAUCUAGGCAUUCUGUGGAAGCACGUCGUCCCCCACCUGAGCGGUGGAAUGAUUCGGGCAAUAGGGAAGGCAAUUAUGAUCAACGUCGUGAGAGCAAAUGGAACACACGCUGGGGACCUGAUGAUAAGGAGUCAGAAAGUUGGCAUGAAAAGUGGUCAGAUUCUAGCAAAGAUGUUGAGGGAUCUCGUGACAAAGGAUUGCCUCUUCUUGCUAGUCAUGGAAAAGACAUAAACAAUCAUGUAAAAGAUACAGAGAGAGAGGAACAUUAUUCUCGUUCAUGGAGGUCUAACUAUUCCAUUAGUCGUGGAAGAGGAGAGCCUUCUCAUCAUCAAUCUCUGACAGCAAACAAACCAUCCUCUAUGUUUGGUUAUGGUAGAGGGAGAGUGGAAAAUGGGAUUCCAGUCUCCCCUUCUGGUCGUGGGAGGUUUAACUCUAGUAUGAGCACUCUAAGUAGUGGACCUUCACGUCCAUAUCAUUUAGUAACUAUUUCUGACAAGUCUGAUGGUGCAUCUGGAGAUUCCUUUUCUCUGAGAUAUAGUAGAAUGAAACUGCUUGACAUAUACAGGAUGACUGAAGUGAAAAACUUUAAAAUGUCUUUAGAUGGAUUUAUUGAAGUUCAGUCUCUCACACAGGAAGAACCAUUGGAGCCUCUGGCACUUUCUGCUCCUACUCCUGAAGAAUCAGUCAUUUUGAAAGGAAUUGAUAAAGGGGAUAUUAUAAGCAGUGGACUGCCCCAGGUCUCUAAAGAUGGUUCUGCUGGAAGGAAUUCUGUGGAUACUGUCCCAUCUAAACAAACUAAAUUAGAUUCAGCAAUUAAUAUUCCAAAGGCAGAUGAGGUGGGUGCCAAUAGAGAAGUGACCAGGAUGGAAAGCUCUUCAUUACAUCACGUUGUCCCCCACAUAUCUCAAUCAUUUGGAGACCAUACUCACAGAUCAAGUCACGAUUGGAAGGAUUUUUCUACUGAAGUUGGAUCAAUAACAUCUGAUUUGAGCAGUUCCCAUCUCCAUAAAGAUAUGGAAUCUGAGCAUAAGAAUAGUACUUCUGUUACCUCAUCUUUCUACAGGGAUGAAACUCACUGGGAAAACAUUGAGGUACUUGGUUAUAAUUCAGAAAGGAAAAGUGACUCCAAGAUUACCAGGCAGUUAUCUGGGGUCUUGGACCAAGAAAGUAAAGUAAAUGUUUUGCUUGGUCAAGAAGAUCCUUUCAGUUCUAGGGAUAUGUUACCUGCUAGAAAGUUGCAGCCACAUACUUCACCAGAAGAUCUAUCCCUCUAUUACAAAGAUCCGCAAGGUCAAAUUCAAGGUCCAUUUUCUGGAAGUGAUCUGAUUGGGUGGUUUGAGGCUGGAUAUUUUGGCAUUGACUUGCAGGUUCGGCUUGCAAGUGCUCCACCUGAUGCUCCUUUCUCAUUACUUGGAGAUGUUAUGCCACAUCUACGAGCAAAGGCAAGGCCUCCACCUGGGUUUGCUGUAGCCAAGCAGAGCCAUGUAACAGAGGCAUUUCCGAGGGAAAAAUUUGUCAGCCCUAGUAACAUCCAUGCAGGUUUGAAUGAGCUUGAGUUUCUUAAGAAUGAGCAAAGAAACAGGCAUGAUAGUGCAACUGAAGCACAGAGUCAGUUCUUAGAGUCACUCAUGUCUGGUAGCAUGAACAGUUCUCCAUUGGAAAAUUUUGCUUUCCCUGGAGGUAUGCAUGACCAUGGAAGGAAUACUUCUGGAAAUUUGUCCGCAGUGGGAGGAGAAAUUGGAAGUGAUGUGAAUUACCUCUUGGCCCAGAGAAGUUUGUUGGACAGGCAGAGGUCAUUAUCCAAUACUCUUCCAUAUUGGCCGGGGAGCGAUGUAUCAUCUGUGGUGCCAAAGUUGGACAUGACCUCAGACCCUUCCAAACCACCUUCAAAAUUGCUGCCUGCAAUGGGAGACAAUUCUCAUCAAAUUCUACAAUCCCCUCAGAAUGUGGACUUGUUGUCUAUCCUUCAUGCUGCAGCAGAUAAAUCUCCAUCACCGGCUGUUAAUUCUGGUGUACCUUCGUGGUCAAACUUUCCUGAUGCACGAUCUCUGGGUCAUAUCAUUCAUGGAGGCAUGGAGAUCUCCCAAGAUACGAUAGACAUGCACCAGGAUCAGCAUCUUCCUUCCCGGAUUGGGUUCGGACUUCAACAGCAGAUGUUGCAACCCCUAAAUCAGCCACCUUUGUCUCAUUUGUGCAGCCGACCUGGUGAUCAUUCUUCUGGGUUGAUUCCACCUGAUAAACUGCUUUCUUCUGAGUUGUCUCAAGAUCCACAGCUGCUAAAUUUACUGCAACAACAGUAUCUAUUGUCACAACUUCAGUUGCCUUCUCAGGCCCCUGUUCCCACUCAACUCGCUCUUCUGGACAACUUGUUACUGCUCAAACAGCAGCAGAAACAAGAGCAGCAGCAGCAGCUAUUGCUGCAGCAACAGCAACACCUGCUUUCCCAGGUCCUUUCUGGGCAUCAUUCUCAUCAACAUUUUGGUGAUGCUUCUUAUGGACGAGCACAUGAUCCUAUUCCAGCAGGCAAUGCUCCUAGUGAUCCUCUUGGGCAUCAAAGAUCACUUGAGGUGCUUCAAAGCAAUAAGCAGAUGCCGGUCCAUAAUUUGCGUGAUGGACAACCAUCCUAUCUUUCAAGUAUCAGUGUGCAAGGUACCCAGGAUGCCAGUUGCUUGGUGAGUUCUGGGUCUUCACCUCUGCACUUGCCUCAUCAGAUAUUUGACCACACAGCAAAUUCAAAGGCAUGGGAUGCUUCUCUUUCACGGGAGAAUGAGAAUAUUCCUAACUCUGAUUCUGCAGCAACACCAGUAACAGAUAGUUUGCCUUUAGCAGAGGCCACAGAGAAGAGUGAAAAAGUGGUUUUUGUGCUGCAGAAGAAUGACCAUGGCCUGGAUGAAAAUAGAACUGUACAUGAACCACCAUUAGUGUCUCAAACUACUGAUGCCAUGAUAUCAGCUAGUUCUGGAGUAGUGAGAAGUCUUGAAUCUUCGGAGAAUGGUCCAAAAUCAUCUGAUUUUGUGGUCUGUAUCUCUGAUCAAGUUAACGUUGUGAAUAUUUCUUCAGAAAAUGUUCCUGAAUGCCAUAUUGAAUCACCAUUAACAAAAGAAGCAAAAAAUGUAGAAAUACAGGAGGUAAAGAGAUCUUCAGAGAAAAAAUCAAAAAAGCAAAAGAAUUCAAAGGCACAAUCAUUUUCAGAAGUUGGGAAGGGAUCAUCAAAGACAAUUGCUUGCCAGAGGUCAAAUCUAGAUUCUGGAACUGAAGGUUCAAAUGCUGGUGGAACUGAAUCAAAGGGACAGGCAGAUGCAGCAGAAUCUCUUUGUGUGACUUCAUUGGGAACAGGAAGAGAAAAUUCUGUUGUAUCUACCAAUGAACCUUUGGAUUCUCAAAGAUCUCAGCGUUCAUCUUCGAAAAAUACUUUAGCCAAUGAAUUGGUGGAAGCUGAACAGGGAGAAGGAACAUUGACAUUCAAUACACAGACAACUUCAAGUCAUCGAGCUUGGAAACCUGCUUCAGGUCUCAAGGCGAAAUCAUUGUUAGAAAUUCAACAGGAGGAACAGCUAAGGGCACAAAGAGAAAUAAUAGCUUCUGAAGGUGCUGCAAAGGUCAUCCCUGCUAGCAGUCCAUUACAAACUCCCUGGACUGGGAUUGUUUCCAAUUUGGAGCGUAAAUCCAGUAAGGAUACUGUUCCAGCUGGUACCAAUCAUUCUGAUUUGGGGAACUCAGAAAAUACACUGAAUUCCAAGAGCCGGAAGAGCCAGUUGCAUGAUUUAUUGGCAGAAGAAGUUUUAGCCAACUCAAAUGAAAUAGAUAAAGAUCAUGUUAGUAAUAUUAAAGGGUCAUUCUUGCCUCCUUCACCAGUUGUUCAAUUUGACGCAUCAACUGUUGAUGAUGAUGAUUUUGUUGAGGCAAAGGACACUAAGAAAAGCCGUAAAAAGGCAUCCAAAGCCAAAGGUGCUGGGAUUAAGGCCCCAUCAUCAGUUGGUUCAGCUGAUCUUUCUGGUCCCUUAAUUCCUGCUGACAAGGGUAAAAGCACUCGACAAGUGCAGCAAGAGAGAGAGACAUUACCAACUCCACCCACUGGUCCAUCUUUAGGAGAUUUUGUUCUUUGGAAGGGGGAUCAAGCAAACACCACACCUGCUCCAGCAUGGCAUACAGAUUCUGGUAGAAUUCAGAAAUCCACAUCAUUAAGAGAGAUUCAGAGGGAACAGGAAAAGAUGUCGGUGUCUGUCCAGCAGCAAAUUCCAAUACCAACCCCUGCAAAAGUCCAAUCAAACCGCAGUAGUCGUGGAAGUGGAUCAUCUUGGCCAGUUCCUGGAUCAUCUCCUUCAAAGGCUGCAUCACCCAUUCAAACCACUUCACAUGUUUCCGCUCAAUCAAAAUCUGGAACUGAAGAUGAUCUAUUUUGGGGUCCUCUUGAACUAGCCAAACAGGAAACAAAGCAGUCAGAUUUCCCAUCCCUUAAUUCUAACAGUCGGGGAGUUAAAGGCACCUCUGUGAAAGGAGCACCUGGUGCAGCAUCAAGUCGUCAGAAGACAUCAAGUGGCAGAUCUGUGGAAUAUUCCCUUUCAUCAUCACCUGCUGCUGGUCUAUCACUUGCAAAAGGGAGGAGGGAUUCAGCAAGCAAGCAUUCAGAGGCCAUGGACUUCAGAGACUGGUGUGAGGGUGAGUGGGUCAGGCUAACCGGGACAGAUGAUACGAGUUUUUUGGAAUUUUGCAUAAAACAAUCAAUGUCUGAGGCUGAAAUGCUCCUGAGAGAAAACGUUGGUUCAUUGGAUCGCAACCAUGAGUUCAUUGAUAAGUUCCUCAAGUACAAAGAGUUCUUAUCAUCUGAUGUUAUUGAAAUGGCCUUCCAAGCUCGAAGAACCCACAGUAACACCAGUGGGGAUAGUCUGGGACAUGGUAAACUCGAAAGUUCAGACAUCAGGGACGAUGCAGAGACUGAAGCUGGAAAUGAAGGAGCAGCCAAAGGGGGAGGGAAGAAAAAGGGGAAGAAAGGGAAGAAGUUGAAUUCAUCAGUUUUAGGAUUUAACGUGGUUAGUACCCGAAUAAUGAUGGGCGAGAUUCAGAGCAUAGAGGAUUAGGAAGUUAGAGGGUGGGAGUGUAUAUACAUUGUCUUGAUAACCAUCUGUACAUGUUUUUAUCCCUUUGCUGGGUGGGGUUUUUCUUUUUUGCCCUCUUAAUCUCCUCUGUAGACCAGUAAUUGCACUAACGGUGAGUUAUCAGCUUAAGCGGUUUUGUGGGAAUAAUUAACAGCAGCCUUUUUCUCAUUUACAGAAAAGCCAAGGUGAAAGGCCGCCAUGGCAUUGUCCCCCUUUUUUUU
Molecule: messenger RNA, 5834 nt
Organism: Elaeis guineensis (African oil palm)
Lineage: Eukaryota; Viridiplantae; Streptophyta; Magnoliopsida; Arecales; Arecaceae
Product: protein ESSENTIAL FOR POTEXVIRUS ACCUMULATION 1
Molecular function (GO): protein binding
Source: RefSeq, a predicted model, not a curated record